This is a messenger RNA of Grus americana (Whooping crane), 3488 nucleotides long. It is a transcript of the gene SLC3A1, whose product is annotated as solute carrier family 3 member 1. The record is from RefSeq and is a predicted model, not a curated record. The coding region runs from base 1320 to 3356 and encodes 678 amino acids. NCBI's taxonomy places the organism in Eukaryota, Metazoa, Chordata, Aves, Gruiformes, Gruidae. The transcript is spliced from 10 exons. Gene Ontology annotation, biological process: carbohydrate metabolic process; amino acid transport.
UGGAGAAGCCCAUGGUGAGGCAGGCUGUCCCCCUGCAGCCCAUGGAGGAUGAUGGUGGAGCAGAUCUCCACCUCCAGCCCUUGUGAGGAAGGGGUACAAAAGGAUUAAAUCUGUCAGAGAAAAAGACCUCUUCUUAGCUCAGCUACUGAACAAAUAGCACAUUUUUGAAUCAUGUGAAUAUUGCAUGCCGGACGUUUUUCAGUCACUAGUUUAUUAACUACUUGCAUGGUUUGAGGCAAACAUAAUACUUUUUUUUUUGAGGCCAAACCCAACCUUUUCUCCACUGCAGUUGCCCAUGGGAAUUUCCCUGGGACCCUGACCCUAAUGGUCGUGGGCAGAUGUUUGCUUUUAUGUGUGAUAAGGCAGCUCCUUGGCCAAGGUGCGUUGCUUUGUGUAUGCCCGGGCAGAGGGCACUGCCUGGAGGGGCUGUCCUGGGGGAUGCGGGCAGGCUGGCUUCGGGGCAGCGGGGGCUCAGGCACGCUUGCGCAGCCUUUGGGCACUGCUCUUUGCUGGUAGAGUUGUAGAAAGGGGGGAAAGAGGGAGAAGGGAAAGGUUGCUUUCCUUUAAACAAUUUAAAAAAAAAAAUAAAAGGAUUUUAAUAGUGGGCAGCGGGUUUUUCUCUCUUGAGGCUUGCUGGUGCCUGGGCAGUGCUAUCCCGUCCUCACCCCGGGACAGCUCUGGGUGUAGCAGCCUGUCACGUGCCGUGAAUCGCAGGAUCGGUAUGUGCCUUAUCGUGGUUACUGCUGAAGAGCUGUGGGUGGGCUGGGUGCUGUUAGUUUGGGGGGGUUGUUUUUCUGAGCUGUGAGAAAUGAAGCACAACCAGCCCUUGUAUUUUUUCUUCUUAGUUUGUAUUGUUGUUUUGGGGCCAAAAGUUGUCAACAGCUCGUUCGCUUGCUGUCCAUGUUUAAAUUACUCAUUAAUGCUCAGACUGCUUUAGGCAGGGCAGAUCAUGACUAGGCUGGAAAGCUGUGAAUUUACUAAAUCUUUUACUGGUAAAAAGCCCAAAAUUUUCCCCUGCUGUCAAAAGGGGGAGAAGUUUGGUGUACCUGAGAGAGCAACAGUAAAUGUAACUCGGCUUGGCUGGUAAGAGCGGGAGGCUGCGCUUUCUUCUAGUGUUUUGUUAUCUUGCUGAAGAUGCCUGUUAGGCGGAAGGGCAGGAGCACUUUGCCCUCUUUGUCUUUUGAACUUUGUCCAGUUGGUCAGGAUUGAUUAUAAACCUGGAUGCUAAUUAUGCUGCUUCUCAUUUUACUGAACAAAGGUGUGUUGGCAACACUCCCUUGCUGUGGCUGGAGUCUCCAGGACAAGACGUAUGAAGUAAAAUGGUCGAGGAGGAAGCUAAAAGCUUACCUAUGGAGCUGAGCGAGAAGGGAGGUGUGGAGAACAACGGAUUUGUUCAAAAUGAGGCUUUUGAUGACAAGGUGACCGACACCAGUAGCCAAGAAGAAAUGCCAAAAACGUGCAUUGUUGAUGCAGACCCAGCCGCUAUGGAAGAGCCGGUGUUGAAGCCCUACGCGGGGAUGCCGAAGGAAGUCUUGCUGAAGUUCUCCAGCCAAGCCCGGUACAGAGUCACCAGGGAGAUUCUUUUCUGGCUCAUGAUCGCCGCUGCCAUCGUGCUUGUGUGCGCUACGAUUGCGAUUAUUGCCCUGUCUCCAAAGUGCCUUGACUGGUGGCAGGCUAGUCCUAUCUAUCAGAUCUAUCCUCGUUCCUUCAAGGACAGCAACAAGGAUGGGAACGGGGAUCUGAAAGGUAUCCAAGAAAAACUGGACCAUAUCACGUAUUUGAAUAUAAAAACCAUCUGGAUCACCUCUUUCUAUAAGUCCCCCUUAAAAGACCUUGGAUAUGGAGCUGAAGACUUCUAUGAUAUCGAUCCCAUGUUUGGAUCAAUGAGCGAUUUUGAGAAUCUGCUUGCAGCCAUACACGACAGAGGGUUGAAGGUGAUAAUGGAUUUAAUACCAAACCACACAAGUGACAAACACCGAUGGUUUCAGCUGAGUCGCAAUCAGACUGGGAAGUACACGGACUACUACAUCUGGCAGAACUGCACGCAGGCGGCUGGUUCGGUCACUCCUCCAAACAACUGGGUGAGUGUCUUUGGGAAUUCCAGCUGGCAGUUUGACGAUGUGAGAAAGCAGUGUUAUUUUCAUCAGUUCGGGAAGGAACAGCCAGACUUGAAUUUUCGCAACCCUGCUGUCCAACAAGAAAUCCAUGAUAUUAUCAAAUUUUGGCUUGGCAAAGGAAUCGAUGGAUUUAGUUUCAGCGCUGUUAAAUUUCUUUUAGAAGCAACACAUCUACGGGAUGAGCCUCAAGUGAACAAGUCCCAGAAUCCAGAGACUAUCACAGCCUAUUCCCAGCUCUACCAUGACUACACAACUACGCAAGUUGGUAUGCACGAUAUCAUCCGUAGCUUCCGUCAAACCAUGAAUCAGUUCAGCAGUGAACCUGGCCGAUACAGGUUUAUGGGUUCUGAUGGUGAUGAAAAGGACAACAUCGAAGCAACAAUGAUGUAUUAUGGAACAACUUUUAUCCAAGAAGCAGAUUUUCCCUUCAACUUCAACCUAAUUAACAUGAAAAAUCUAUCUGGCAAUAGUAUUUUUGAAGCUGUCAACUUGUGGAUGAAAAACAUGCCUGCAGGAAAAUGGCCAAACUGGGUGGUUGGAAGCCCUAACGCUGCCCGGAUUUCAUCUCGGAUUGGGAAGGAGUACGUCAAUGUUAUAAAUAUGCUGCUUUUAACCCUCCCUGGUACUCCUGUAACUUACUAUGGUGAAGAAAUAGGCAUGGAGAACAUUGCCUCAGAAAACGUGACCUUUCCAGAGAAAUCCCCCAUGCAGUGGGAUGGCAAAGCGAAUGCUGGUUUUACUGAAGGCAACAGUAGCUGGUUACCUGUUAACUCUGACUAUCAAAGUGUAAAUGUUGAGAUCCAGAUGACCUGGUCCAACUCAACCCUGAAUCUGUACAGAGAGCUAACUUUACUUCGUAACAAUGAGCUACCCAUUCAUCGGGGGUGGAUGUGCUACAUCUGGAAUGACAGAAAUGUUUUUGUCUAUGUGAGGGAAUUGGAUGGGCUAGACAGAGUCUUUAUGAUGGUUCUCAACUUUGGGCAGGAAUCGACAAUUGACUUGAAAGCUAUAGUUCCUAGCCUUCCAUCUGAAGCUGUUAUAAGACUGAGUACUAAUUUUAGCAAUGCUGGUAAAGCUGUCAAUACCAAACUAAUUAAAACCGAAAUGGGAGAAGGCCUGGUCCUUGAAUAUAAAACAGCAGAGCCUGUUCAUACUAUGGAAGGUUUUAAAGGAAAUUGUUUUGUGGCAGAAAAAGCUUGUUAUUCCAGUGCCUUCAAUUUACUCUACAUGAACUGUUAAGAGCAGAUGUAGAAUAACCAAGCUUUCAUGUUAAUUUAGAAAAUGUUGGUUUCAGGGAAAUGCUAAAAAUUUUCAGUUUUCUUUCAGUUUUAAAACUUUGUGUACAAAAUAAACAUCCUGAAAAAUAAAACG